AUGCAAUCAAAUAUUGUUGACGCAGUACGUGUCAGAGACAUCAUCAGUGGCGUCUCGGAUAUCCUCUUAUUACUUGUAGUAUCUUUAGAAAAUCAAAAUCGUAUAAAACGAGGGCCCGUAUUAGGGGAGUCACGGGAUCACUACGCUGUUUUCCGACGCGCCUCUGAAAGUUUUCCUGACUAUUAUUACUCUUUACACAAUAUUUCUUAUAAUUAUCUACCGACUUGGAGAUUCGAGUUCCAGAGCGGGUGUUUGUUACAACAAAAAAAAAGGAAAUAUUCGACGGGAUUUUUUUCAAGGACUGUUAUUUUUCAUCCAGUAGAGGUUGUAGCUCUUUUAGCAUUUCAUUUCACCGGAGGUUUCUAA
Funneliformis mosseae is the source of this 366-nucleotide messenger RNA. The record is from the annotation of a GenBank genome assembly. Lineage: Eukaryota; Fungi; Glomeromycota; Glomeromycetes; Glomerales; Glomeraceae.